CCUUCGUCUCCCCCCACCUUCAGGCUGCCUUUUGCCUCGCUUCCUGGUCGCUGGUUAUGUGGCUCUGCUCUCAAGUGGUGAACCUCGUCAGCUGCUCCAGGUUCUGUAUACCCGACCGCCGUAAGGACGCCACUCGUCGACGAAGGGCGCGCGUCGUCGCGCACAAGGACUCUCCAGCCGCAGCGGUGUUUGUCCCGUCGCUCACUGUCAGCCGAGUGGCGUUCAACGACCGUCAGCCUGCGCCACCGACGCGUCGCGAGAUCGACCAGCCGCCCUGUCAGCCGCCAUGCUACUUAAGGUGCUUGUUCUCUGGAUUCAGGCUGCGUGCGUUCCCGAGUCUUGUGUGGCUUGCCUCUCUUUGUGCCUGCUCCUCUGGUCGGACCUGUUGCGUCCGAGUCUAGCUGCGUCAAGAGCUCGACGUCGGGCGAAGAGUCAAGCGCCGCAAGGUAAAGGAGGCUGGCCUCAAGGUCGCUCGGAUGAGCAAAGGGUCAAGCGCCGCAAGGUAAAGGAGGCUAGC
Molecule: messenger RNA, 517 nt
Organism: Fomitopsis serialis
Lineage: Eukaryota; Fungi; Basidiomycota; Agaricomycetes; Polyporales; Fomitopsidaceae
Exons: 2
Coding region: 57-401 (114 amino acids)
Source: RefSeq, a predicted model, not a curated record